CGUCGAAUUUGACAACAUGGUGCGGGUCCUGCCACUGGCUGCGCGAGGAUUGCCACUCGGACGCGCUUGGGCCGGAAGAUGCCUCGUUCGUCCACCUGUGUCUGGAUGUUAUCGUCACCAGCGCAUCUUUAGCACGUCCAGCGACCAGCCGUCCUCCAAACAACCGAAUCCGUUUGCACUGGAAAAGCAUACGUGGGCAGAAACGCAUGCCCCGUCAUGGAUGGUGCCGUACAUUCAACUGUCCCGCAUCAACAGACCUGCAGGCACGUACAUGCUUUUGUGGCCGUGUUUCUGGAGCACGGCACUGGCGGCCCCAGUCGGUGCAUUCCCCGACCCGUCGCUUCUAGCGCUUUUCGCGACGGGGUCCGUCAUUAUGCGCAGUGCCGGGUGCACGAUCAACGACAUGUGGGACAAGGACUUUGACAAGCAGGUCGAGCGAACCAACCAGCGCCCGUUGGCUUCCGGUGCACUGACCUAUCCUCAAGCGUGGCGAUUUCUGGCGUUGCAGUUGUCCGCUGGUUUGGCCGUGCUGCUUCAACUGAAUCCUUACACGAUUGGCCUUGGCGUGACGUCGUUGGGCUUUGUGGCCGCCUAUCCAUACAUGAAGCGCAUCACGUAUUGGCCACAAGCAAUGCUCGGACUCACGUUUAAUUACGGCGCGCUAGUCGGGUGGGCUGCAGUGCACGGAAGCUGCGACUGGACUGUCGUGUUGCCUCUAUACGGAGCUGGCGUAUCCUGGACGCUGGUGUACGACACACUUUACGCGCAUCAAGAUAAAGAGGAUGACGAGCGCAUCGGCGUCAAGUCGACAGCCCUCUUGUUCGGCGGCUACACGAAGCCCAUUCUGAAUGGAUUUGCCGCCGCUACCAUCGCCGGCCUAGCAACCGCGGGGUACAUGGUGGACCUGAGCCUACCGUAUUACUUGGGCCUCGGUCUCUCUGGCGUGCAGUUGGCGUGGCAAGUGAACACUGCCAAUUUGGAUGAUCCCGUGAACCUCCAGCAGCGAUUUGGGUCGAACAAGUGGUUUGGAGCACUUGUGUUUGGCAGCAUCGUCGCCGGAAAAGUUCUCUGAGCACCCUUUUUAAUUGGGAAGCCACGAUGCAUGCGUCAUGGAUUCUAUCAUGGAGGAUGUUACUUGGCAAUUGCAUCGAUGCACCAUCGAUGACGCGAGCG
This is a messenger RNA of Aphanomyces invadans, 1173 nucleotides long. Its product is annotated as 4-hydroxybenzoate polyprenyl transferase. The record is from RefSeq and is a predicted model, not a curated record. NCBI's taxonomy places the organism in Eukaryota, Oomycota, Saprolegniomycetes, Saprolegniales, Verrucalvaceae. Gene Ontology annotation, cellular component: mitochondrial inner membrane. Gene Ontology annotation, molecular function: prenyltransferase activity. Bases 17 to 1072 code for a protein of 351 amino acids. Gene Ontology annotation, biological process: ubiquinone biosynthetic process. The transcript is spliced from 5 exons.